UUGUUCCUUCCUGCAAGGCCACGUAUCAGCUGAGUCACUAUGCACCUUCCAGAUCAAGUUCACCAGUUCAUCCCCGCAGGCUUAUCGUCGGACUUGAUAUGCAGUGCAACGGCGUUUCAGCAUCCUCACAUUAUCCUCCCAUUUGUUGUCAACACCGAGCCCCUUGGCCACCAAAAGCCCGAGCUUCUUUAAUUUCUAUUCUUGAUCCUGGUCCGGCCCUCAAUUGCUGUCACAGCCCCGCGUUCAGCUCUACAGUCAGAAUAGACACCACGCGGACACACAUAUACAAAGCUCAACACACCAAUUGUACAGACCGCACGCAAUCAUGAUCAGCGUGCAAGCUCGAAGUUCCCUCACCAAAAUUCGUCAUCCAUUAACCUCUCUACGCUCUCAGUCUUCCAUUGCUACCCCCUCCUCAAUUCUCUACACAAAGAUCAACUCUCCCCCGUCCAAAGUCAUCUCCAGCCGCGGCCACUACCUCGUCACCGAAGAUGGCCGGGAGAUCUUCGACGCAACAGGGGGUGCAGCCGUCGCCGCCCUCGGCCACAACAACCCGAUCAUCAAGAGCGCCAUCACCCAGCAACUAGACGAAGUGGCGUACUGCUAUUCGCCCUUCUUCACCACUCCGGCUGCCGAGCGCAUCGCAACCUUCCUCACUGAGUCCACGAAUGAAGAGAUGACCAAGACCUUCAUCGUUAGCUCCGGUACGGAAGCCAUCGAAGCAUCCAUCAAAAUCGCCCGGCAGUACCAUGUCGAACGUGGCCAGCCCCAGCGGACCCGGUUUAUCGCGCGGAGACAGUCCUACCACGGCAACACUCUGGGGGCGCUCGCGACGGGGUACCAUAAAGCCCGGAGAGCGGUGUAUGAGGACAUCCUGGCCAAGAAUGUCUCGCAUGUGUCGCCGUGCUAUCCGUACCGGGGCAAGAGUCCCGGGGAGAGUGACGAGAGCUAUGUUCAGCGGCUAGCGGACGAGUUGGAAAGCGAGUUUCAGGCCGUCGGACCGGACACAGUUUGCGCUUUUCUCGCGGAGACGAUCACCGGGGCUACCCUCGGUUGCGCCCCUCCUGUGCUGGGCUACUUUCCAGCGAUAAAGGCCGUAUGUGACCGCCACGGUGCCCUGCUGAUCAUGGACGAGGUCAUGUCGGGCAUGGGGCGUUCGGGGACUCUGCAUGCAUGGGAGCAGGAGGGUGUCGUUCCGGAUCUGCAGACCGUGGCCAAAGGUCUCGGAGCCGGGUACGCGCCUAUAGGGGCUCUGCUUGUGGGCAAGAAGGUGGUGGACGCUCUGGCCCAGGGCACUGGCGGUUUUGUGCACAGCCAGACGUAUCAGGGCCAUCCGGUCGCUUGUGCUGCUGCGUAUGCUGUGCAGACCCUGAUUCAAGAACAGAAUCUGCUGGACAAUGUCAGAGUCCAGGGGGACUACUUGGGGAGACUUCUGACAGAGCGCAUUGGAGAUCAUCCAAAUGUAGGGGAUGUCCGCGGUCGGGGACUGUUUUGGGGGAUCGAAUUUGUGACGGACAAGGAGACAAAGACACCCUUCCCCGUCGGUGAUCAGGUUGCGCAGACCGUGCAUUUGGCGGGGUUGCAGGAUGAGCACUGCAUUUCCUUACUGCCCAGUAGCGGAAAUGUUGACGGGUCUCAGGGCGAUGUUGUUCUGAUUGCUCCUGCAUAUAACAUCACCGCCCCCGAGGUGGAGAAUCUUGUGGAUAGGGUCGAGAAAGUCAUCGAGUCGGUAUUCGAUCAGCCUUGACUCACCUGUGCAAGUGCCGCUUGCGUUGUGUCUGCAGUCCUGUAACCAACCUACCAUAAUCAUAUUAUUAACUGGCUUGCUAAGCAACUUGGAAUACGACCCCUGAGAU
Messenger RNA from Aspergillus brunneoviolaceus CBS 621.78, 1856 nucleotides. Its product is annotated as PLP-dependent transferase. Gene Ontology annotation, molecular function: transaminase activity; pyridoxal phosphate binding. The transcript is spliced from 4 exons. NCBI's taxonomy places the organism in Eukaryota, Fungi, Ascomycota, Eurotiomycetes, Eurotiales, Aspergillaceae. The record is from RefSeq and is a predicted model, not a curated record. The coding region runs from base 326 to 1747 and encodes 473 amino acids. Gene Ontology annotation, cellular component: cytosol.